Lineus longissimus is the source of this 4356-nucleotide messenger RNA. Its product is annotated as ribosomal protein S6 kinase delta-1-like. Gene Ontology annotation, molecular function: protein kinase activity; ATP binding; phosphatidylinositol binding. The transcript has 13 exons. The record is from RefSeq and is a predicted model, not a curated record. The coding region runs from base 1 to 3729 and encodes 1242 amino acids. Lineage: Eukaryota; Metazoa; Nemertea; Pilidiophora; Heteronemertea; Lineidae. Gene Ontology annotation, biological process: protein phosphorylation.
AUGGCUGCAAAAUCUGACAAUUUUGUUCGCUGCUUCGAUGUUUCAGACCCACAAAAGCAUCCCAAGGGUCACACAAUUUAUAAAGUUACAUUUAAAAAAUUUUCGAAGAAAACAACUGACCUAGUGGAAGAGAUUUUGAUUUGGAAACGCUACAACGAUUUCAAAAAGUUAUACAAAAUACUCAGUGAUUGGCAUCGAAAGCUGCAGAAACACGAUGACUUUCCUCCCUUUGCUAGAGCCACAGUCUUUGGACGGUUUGAAGAUGCUGUGAUAGAGGAGAGACGCCACUGUGCCUUUGAAAUUCUAGCAUUUGCGGGCAGUCAUCACCACCUGUACAGGCAUCCUGCUUUCCUGAAAUUCUUUGAGGGAGGUGAAAAAGUUGAUCCUAACCGUGAGAUUAAUAAGAUUGAAGUUCUCCUGCCCCAGCGACAACAUCUGGCCAGAAGGUACAGCUCCGAUUCCCUGACAACCACAGAUACUGCAUCCACAUCAGCUGUAGAUGAAAAUCCUCCGGAGGAAAACAAGGAGGACGAUCUUGGUGGAGUGUGGCAAUAUCGACAGUCCAUGGACAAUAUAAGUCUCAACUCAAAUGAACUUGGAGGCAGCGAGGAAGACACGGACUUCACUGAUGAGUCGGCUCUUAGUACGCCACUCCCCGACAGCGACAUGUCAUUCUUCGAUCCAAUCAUUGAGGCCCCAGAAGCCGGUAUGACGGGACAGGAAUUCAGUAACACGUGGCUGUUGUCGGCUAUGAGCGUUUGUGCCGAACUUGAGGAUAAGUCAGCUGAGCCCUCUCCCCAACACCAGCCGAUGGAUGCACAGAUUUUGAGUAGUAAGGAUAUGAUGGCUAAAGAACUUGAAGAGAUGCUGUUCAUAACUAGAACAACGGAAAAUGAGGCAAUUGAUUCAUCAGAUUCAUCUUUCCAACCUGCUCUUCAGCAACCCCAAGUUUCCGAUUCGUCAACUUCUCAAAAUCAAAGUGCUUCUAAUUCUAAAGUUCUUUCUAAGGCUAAGAAUGUUCUGUCUCGGACAAUGGAAGUGAUAGCUAAUCGUAGCCGCGCGGUGUCAGCAGACAGUGUGUCCACCAUGGACCUGGGCGGGAGGGAAGACUAUAUCUACCAAGCAGCCAGCCAGAUCUGUUCGGCCCAGGAAUGUGAAGCAAAUGGGAAUUACGAGAUGGCGUUUGGCAACUAUAAGAAUGGUGUGGCAAUAUUACUUAAGGGCGUGCAAGGUGAUGUGAACAAAGCUCGCAGAGAAGCUGUGAGAAAGAAAACAGCCCAGUAUCUACUCAAAGCAGAAGAUCUCUACAAUAGACAUCUGAAACCCAAGAUAGAUGAUGAGCAUAGAUGGGGACAUAACAGUAAACUCUCGCCUCCAUCGGACCUUGACCCCGGCAUAGCCUUUCUCCAAGGACCGACAUCAGAAUUGAAGAACUACCGAGUGUUGGGUAUUGUUGAUGAUGUCAUGCUCGUCUUGGAUAAGAAUACCGAGAACACUUAUGUUAUGAAGACUUUGGCCAAAUCAGCUGGGAUCGUGCAACCUUCAAAGAAGAAUAUCAUCCCACCCAAUAUUCCAUACAUGGUUCGCCUCUAUCGUUUCUACGAGACAGACUGUAGCAUCCAUUUGCUCCUCCAGCAUGCUAGUGGUGGCAAACUCUGGAACUACAUCAGUUCCUACUUGAAUCAAAAUCUAGGUGAUGAAAAGAGGGACCGGCAGUUUGAAAACCUGGCGGAUAAUGUCUACACCGGACAUAAAGUCAUGGAUACAGACACUGAUUAUCAUGACAAUAUUAUGAGUGUUCCAGUUAGCCAUGAUGACACAGAUGGCUCUAGUACGCUUGAUAUUGAGUGCAGUACCAGUUAUGCAGAACUGAUGAAAGUCUACAGGUCUGAGAGCGUCAAUGAAGGUUUAGAUCCGGAUGUUCACUUGAAAUCGGAUACGUCAGAUGUCACGUCAUCAUCCGUGACAACAGUCUCUGGAUACAGGACGGAAAGUGUCAAAAGCUCCAACUUUGAGUUGUCACCAGAGACAGGUGAAGUCGUUAAGAAGUCCUCUGGUCCUCAACUACAGAGUUUCUCAUCUUUGGAUGAUGUUUCUUUCUCUAGUGAUGCAGCGGGCCUCACCCCCGUCACUCCCCCUGUUGGUGCUAACAUGUUUUCAGAUAUUCUAAGCGGCGCUGCGACUAAACCUGGACUGGAGAAUUACAGCAUCGCCAGUAUUGAUAGCGAUCGUCGGCAUAGUAGCACACCAAGUUGGAAUGAUUUGGAAUCCGGUGAUACCUCGGUUCGACAGGUUGAGAGUUCCCCUAUUCUCCCCAAGGCUCCCAGUAGAGACAUUGACCACCAAGAGGAUGUACGUUUGUCUCCUGUUCGUAAGUACAGUUUAGAAGGUUUCUUAGAUGACAUUCCCGAAAAUGACGAUAUUUGUGAUAAUAUAAUUCAGUUAGAUAGCGAGGGGCGUGAGGUUAGAAGAAAGGGUAGCUGUGAUAUCCCUCUGAAGGGUGAAAGUGGUGCUAGUUCUGGUGUCGUUGAACCAGACGAUGGUUUACCAAGUACAAAGGAACUGGUAUCAAAUGCACGGCAGUUGCUUAGGUCUGUUGAUGAGACUUUGAAGGGGAAAGAUGUUGGCCCUGUUGAGGGUGGCAAUCUGGUUGCGGGCAGUCAGGAAAAUGAGAACAAAGAAGAAAAACGUGUGUCUACGUUUGAUGAUGUGUUUGUUGCGAACAAAAGUGAUCAAUGUGAAGGGGAUCUUGUUCCUGAUGAGGACAAGAUGUCUGAGGACUCGAGUGAACCUUGUAUUUACGAUUAUAGCAAACCUGUUGGUGCUGACAGUGAUAGCCUAUUAUCUGCCGAUUCAAACAAAUUACUUGCCCAGCCGGAAGAAGAGAUGGACCUGGAUGCUGGACAUUUAUCAAGUGAUAUGGAGUACAAGAAAGUCACCAAUGCCAUAACUUACAGCUUCUUAGAGGAAAGCGGUAGCACCAUGAUAGCAUCAUCACCAAGCGACACACACUCCCGGACUAGUUCUGUUCUAAGAGGACAGGAGGCGCUAAUCGUAAAACAAGCCAAACCAAGUAAAUUGGAAAGAUCUUCCUCUAAUGAGAGUGGCGAGAGACGGUUCAGUUUAGGUUCGCUCUCUAAACCUAGGAAGCGCCACUUGUCAUCUGUAUUUAGUCAGUUGGACCAGGUAUCUUCUGUGAGAGAUUCCCAGGCGAACCUUCCUGAGUCGUGUGUGCGGCAAUGGGGUGCAGAGAUCGUAUGUGCAAUCGACAAGCUUCAUUCUCUUGGAAUAAUGUGCAGGGACUUGCGACCUGACAACAUUCUACUUGGAGAACGUGGCCAUAUCUUGUUGACAUACUUUAGUUCAUGGAUCGAGGUUCAGAGGGAGGUGCAUGCAGAUGCCUUGGAAGGAUUAUAUUGUGCCCCAGAACUAUGGGUUUUCACUGAGUCUGUCUCACCUGCCUGUGACUGGUGGAGCUUUGGUGCUGUACUCUUUGAGUUGUUAACAUGCAAGGCGUUACAUUCUUGUCAUCCGAGCGGGAUCAACUCUCACACCCAGCUCAACAUUCCUGAUCACGUAUCUGCCGAGGGACAAUCAAUUCUCAAAGAGUUGCUAUGCUACCACGCAAAUGAGCGACUUGGUUCUGGUAUGAGUGGUGCUGAUGAGGUGAAAAUGCAUCCUUUCUUCCAUGGCAUUAAUUGGGCAAACAUUUACUCCACCGGCAUGUAAGCGUCUACGUGGCCGUCUCUCGGAGGAAGGGAUAUUCGGAGGAGCCUUCCCUGUUCUGUACUGAAGCGUGGGUGCUCCUCUUGUGAUUCUAGACUGCAGUGGAUGUGAGAGGAGAGACACAUGUUUCUGAUGCAAUCACAGACAGCUGUUCCCAAACUCUGAGGCCGCGGUAUAUCAGAUCUGGGCUUCUUCAAAUGGCACGGACUGUUAGUGUUACAAUCUACCCUUUUAAUAUGCCAAGUUGUGCCUUGCACAGGUUAUGGAGUCAUAGAACAAUCCCUCAGUUAGCUAAUCACUACUUAACUACUUAACAAAAUCAAAGCUUUAAAUGUGCAUUGGCAUUGGACUACGUGAAACAUUGUCAGUUGGUGUAACAGUCAUUUUCUAAUGUUGAGGUUCUUGUGUACUGCAAAUAGAAAUUGAAUAGCCUAAAUGGUCUCCAUGCUAGUUUCCACAUGUUGUAUGUGGCUUCUUUAAUUUAACAUUAUACAUGUAAAGGAAAAGUGACACACUCGAGAGAGCCUUGAUGUCUGAAGCCUGUACUUGAUUCAUGUACAUAUUUAUUCUGAUGAAAAUCACUUGAUGUCUAUUUGGUAUACUUACUUGUUUUUAAAUAAAAUGACAACU